Molecule: messenger RNA, 1250 nt
Organism: Eufriesea mexicana
Lineage: Eukaryota; Metazoa; Arthropoda; Insecta; Hymenoptera; Apidae
Product: histidine-rich glycoprotein-like
Exons: 1
Source: RefSeq, a predicted model, not a curated record
GCGUGGCUUCUAGCCGUUGCUUUGCUGGUGACAGCGACGGCUGGCCGAAAUUUAAAAGCAUCGCAAGAGAGUGAACCACGACCAUCAACGGCCAGCCCGGAAUUGCCCGAUUCCGUCAGGCUGCCGCGACAAGUGCAGCCACCUCUACCGUUACUGCUAGAUUCUACCAGCCAGCAACCAGCCACCGCUGAACGACAUCCACGAAAACGGCAAUUAGCCGACCUUGGAGCCAAUUUCCAACCGCUAACGUUGCCCCUAACAGGCCAGGCGCACUCGCCGCUACAUCGAGCCACUUUCGACCCAGACACCAAGACCAGCAUCGUUUCACGAGUCAAUGAUCCGGUAGAGAAACACGCGAUAGAGCCGAGAAUAUCGUCAUCGCCCUCUCAUAUCGGUUUCUUGGCGCCGCAGAUCGCUCCUCAACGAAGGAGUCACGGAUUCGGCGGCCACUCCUUCUAUCACAGUCACGGACAUCAUCACGGACAUCACGCGCAUCACGACCAUCACGCCAAGCACAAACACGAACACGGUCACAAGCAUCACAGCGAACACGAGCACAAACACGGCCACGAGCAUCACGCCGAGCACAAGCACCACGAGGAACACAAGCAUAAAGACGAUCAUCAUCAUCAUCACGGACACGAUCAUCACCACGGUCACAAGCAUCACUCCGACCACAAGCAUCACCACGGACACGAGCAUAAGCACGAACACGGUCACAAACACGACCACAAACACGGCCACGAUCACAAGCACCACGGGGAACACCAUCACCACCAUGGACAUCAUCAUCAGUCGAAACACGAGCAUCACGAGGAACACAAGCACCACGCCGAGCAUCAUCAUCACCACAAGCAUCAUCAUCACAACGAGCAUCACCAUCACCACGAACAUCAUCACGUUAACGAGCAUCACCAUCAUCACACGCAUAAGGAGACCGAGAAUCACCAUCAUCAUCACGGACACGAUCACCACGAGCACCAUAAACACGGUCACAAGCAGGAACACAAGCAUCACCACGGCCACGAACACAAACACGGACACCACGAGGACCAUCACCACGCCCACCACGAGGAUCAUCAUCACAAACACGGACACGAGCACAAACACGACCACCAUCAAGACCAUCAUCACAAACACGGCCACGAACACAAGCACGGCCACAAGGAGGAGCAUCACCACGGACACCACGAGGACCACAAGCACAGCCAUCACGAGGAUCAUCAUCACAAACACGGCCACGAGCACAA